Messenger RNA from Diaporthe citri, 1182 nucleotides. RefSeq lists its product as uncharacterized. NCBI's taxonomy places the organism in Eukaryota, Fungi, Ascomycota, Sordariomycetes, Diaporthales, Diaporthaceae. The coding region runs from base 1 to 1182 and encodes 393 amino acids. The record is from RefSeq and is a predicted model, not a curated record. The transcript has a single exon.
AUGGAGUCUGGCCCAGGCCCUCCAGUCAGCGUUGCACCAGAGCUUCAGACGCCACACCUGCCAGAGACACCAGAACUACGGCAUUCUCCUGUGCCCCAGCAGCGCCCGUUGCCUUCGUUUCCUCCGUUUCCUCCGUUUCCUUCAUGGCCUCCGCUGCCUCCAGUGCCCCAGUUGCCCCGAGUUCCCCAGGCCGUGGAGGCAGUAGAGGUCAUCGAUCUUACAGGCCUCAGUGACGAGGAUGUUGGUGACGAAUGGGAGGACGUGCCCGACAUCAUCGACCUGACAAACCUCCCGUCCGACGACGAAGACGGAGACGAUGACCAUAACGCCGACGAAGAGAUCGACGAUGUACCCCAGAACUACACCAUCCUCAACCUGCCUCCCCGUCGGUACACCUCGAUCAACGGCCCUCCCGUUCCCCUUCCCCUUCCAGGCCAGACACGCUCCGCUCGCCGCGCCGCGCGUGCUGCUGCACGUGCUGCUGCGCGUGUUUCUGCGCGUGUUUCUGCGCGAGUCCCCAUCCGCCGCGACAUCUGCGAGCUCUGCGCCCGCGUUGUCCGCUGGGGCCCGGGCUGCCUGAUCACGAAGCACCACCUAUACCCCCAAGAAAUCACAAAGAAGUACCCUGACAGGUACACCCAGGCCGAGAAGAAAUCCAUCGCCCUCCUAUGCCGCCCCUGUCACGAUGCCUGCCACAGAGCCCACAGCAACGGGGUUCUGGCGGACUUCUACAAUCAGGUUGACCUGCUCAAGGCCGACCCGAACAUCCAGGCCCACAUCAGCUCGAUGCAGCGCGCGACUACCCCUGAGCUGAUCGCGAGGCACGGAGACGGCAUCAAUGUGCGGCGGAAGAAGGAGCGGGUCAGGGCCGCGAUGACCUACCCUCACAAGGUGCUGGCCUUGAAGCAGGGAAAGGCGCUCAGCCGUCCCAACCUGCGAGAGAGGGCCUUGGGCGUUCCGCCGCCCCCUCCUGGUGUUCGGCGAAGUGCGAGGCUGCUAGCCAAGAGCACGGGCGACCAAUCGCAAGUCCCUGUGAUUGUCAUAGAGGACGAAGGUGAGGAUACGCAGGAUGGGGUGAUCCACGAGGAAGCCCAAGGAAAGGAGAAUGAAAAGAUGCAGGGUAUUGUCAUCGACGAAGAACUUGCGGUCCUUGAGGCUCUUGGGGAAUAUAUUCGGCUGUAA